AUGAACGGCAAACAUGCCAGAUGCUGCCACAGUUGUGGAGAAACGUGGAUGGAAGUAGGAGAAGGAUAUGGCAAUUCGUACAGGUCAUGGUCCAAAUCCCGCCACCAUCAGAACCACAAUCAGCAGCAGUGGCCUCAGACACCGAGACCCAAGUCACCCAGGCAGAAAGGAAAAGGCAAGGGGAAGAAGGGAAAGAGUCCCCGCCCACGCAAGCAGCAUCAAGGUGGCGAUCCAUCGACCCAGAUGCAAACACAACCCGGGCCGAAUCCCGCCAAGGCGGCUGUACCUACAGUAGCAACCGGGCUGUCGUGGAUGCAGGCAGCACAGUCAAUGACAGCUCCUAUGCCAGCGGUGACUGCAGAGGCCCAUCCACCUGCCGCGGUGGUGCCAGUAGAAUACAAGGGAUUGAUCGAAUCCCUGAAGAGGAACCAAUCCAAAGGCACUUUGCCAGAGGAUGUUCAACAAGAAAUGAAGACCCUUCAGGUCAAAGAAGAAAAGGAGCAUACAAAGGAAUUGAAUCAGGCCGUCAAAGGUCUCAGAAAGGCAAGGAAGGAAUUGCAAGAAUCCUUCGAAGCUCGAGCACAGCUGCACUCACAAUGGCGUACCUUUCUAUCUUUGAGUGUUACUCAAUGGCAAGGUUUCACCUCACAGUUCCAGGCCCAAGAAGCAGUUGCAUUGAGGAGGGUUACCGAUGCACAGACUGCCUUGCAGGAGGCCAAAGCGCAGCUGGCCAGCUCCAAGGAGAUUGCAGACAUAUCUACGAAUGCCAAUGCAGAACCAUCCGAACAUGGAGUGGCCGAUGUCGAUUUGAUUUCAGACGACGACAGUGCCAAAGUGGAGGACAAUGUUUCCAAGAUGCAAGCGGGUAUGCAGAAUCUUACAGUUACAUUGGAACGACUCCACCAUGCGGCGGAGGAUAUCCUCGCCAGCGAGCAGGCAGCCAAGAAGGCGAGGAUCGAAAGCCAGGAAGAUGCCAACUCGAGCAUACCUGGUGGUUCACAACUCCAGCCUUUUGCCAAGCCCGGCACCAAACGACCACAACAGGGUGUUGCCGGAGAGGCUCAUUUGAUUGUGUUGAAGUGGACGCACUCCAUUUUGGCAGAACCAACUUUCUGCACAGAGUGGGAAGCUGAGACGAAGGCGCUGGCUUUAUCUCUGGAGUGUGGUACAAUGGGGGGCAACAUGAUCAAAGCUUUGCCAAAGGAGCCCAGGCGGCUAAUGCCAAGAGCAAUCUCAAUUUCCAAAAUUAGCUUUUCAGAUGAUGUGACAGUGCUGUGUGUGAAUCCCUGGAGACGCAAUUGUGCCAUUUCACAUUGCGGACAUGGACAGAUUCAGGAAACUCUCGCACACCUUCAAUUCAAAAUCACUGUUGAUGAUGCUCCGCUGUCUGCCUCUUGGGGUAUGGCCGUGUCGAGCUCCAACAGUUGGAACCCAGAUGAAUCCUCUUUCAUGCAGCUUCAACCCCGCAGGCACAAUGAGCCAGAGCGACAAUCCGCUCUUCUUUUUCAUCUCACAGAUGUCCCAGUGCAUGCUAUGCUACACUGGGUUCACUUUGAACCAAUGAUGCGUGAAAUUGCUCACCACUUUGCAAUUGAUCGAGCUGAACUAUUGGAUUGCCAUGACAUGCAAGAGUUUCCUGAUGACACGCCGGUAGGGACGGUGCCAAUUAUUGUCCAGUUUGCCAGAGAUAUACCGGUCGGUCAACAGAUGGUCUUGAUUUUGAUUGACAUUGCCCUUCACGGACAAGAGCGGGAGCCACAUUUUCAAACUGCACCGAGGGUGCAGAGGAAAGUAGUGCCGGUGCCGUACAUGCUGGCUAGGCAAACCUUGUUGAUUCAACUUCAGGUCUUUGAGUACUGUCGCUUUGAACACAAUAGGUGCCUUGUCAAUCACAACAAAGACGCAUGGCCUUUUCAAGAGUUUUGGCCGCGACAGAUGCAGCAUGGGGACUAUGUCGAAGAUUUCUGGGAUAGAUAUUACAUCCCUACGAGUCCAUCAGAAGCCUUGAAUGAGUCAGAAACAGAUGUUUCUCCGAGUUUGAUCGACUCUGAAGAAAUCCGCAAUGAAUAUGGGCCAAGGAAUGAUGAGGAUGCACCGGAACUGGAAGAUGACGCUGCGAGCCUCAUGCACAUACAGACGGCUAGUAGCAGUUCGACGGGACCCAAUACAGAACAAGCUGUCAAUGACUCCUGUGUUCUUAAUUUCCCAAUGAAUUUCGAUCCUGCUCAUGACAGAUGGCCAUUAUGGUUUCGAGGCGCAACAUCAGCUUUCUUUCAAGGAGCAACGAUCGAAGAUGAUGAUGAGGGACCUGUGGCGUUCCUGACCACAUGGUAUGCCGACUGUAAUCUGCCUCUGGUAAGCGAAGAAUCCAGGGUUAUUAGGGUGGACAGUUACUCAUAUCUCUGGGCACAGGACAUUCAGAACCUGUGGCAAGACAAAAUCCAGACUGGGGUACCUGUCCACUUUGCAUGGGUCCAGCCUCGACCACCAGAGACACCAUAUGCGCGUACAAUUGGCCAUUUGAUUGUCUUCCAACAUCCGAAUCAGCUUGUUGCACCUGUACUGCUCCACUUUGAUUUUCAGGCUCUUAAUCUGGAUGGCACAGCAUUUGCAGUUGCAGUUUUGCGACAUAGUGCAACACCUGAGGAGGUAGUUACGCAAGCCAAGUUGGAUCGCAUCUGCCGGGGUCGCCGCUGCACCCUCCAUCGUGGUGUGUCAGGAUUUAAAUGGACUGAUGACCUUUUGACUGGCGAGUGUAUCAAAUUGUUCAUCCCACCACCUGGAGGUAGAGCCCAUGAUCAAUUGCACUGGGGUCUCGGGUCAGUAGCUUUAGUCUUCCCUGAUGAUUUUGUGCCAGCAGUUCCGCUCCUCUCUAUGAGAAUAGAGGACCAGCCAACAUGCAUUCAAAGCCUUUAUGAACUUUGGCUCCAACUUGCACGCCGAGGUGGAGCUGAAAUUGAAAUGACACUUGUAAUUCAAACAUGGUACCUUGAUGGUGUGUCAGUCACCCGAAAUGAUGAGCACAGACCGGUGCUACUAGGGGAUGAUUACACCACCUGGAUCGAUGACAUGAGACGAGUUUGGCAGGACCAAGAGGAUGCUAGUCUUGACAUGGACUUUGCCCUGAUCCACCCUACACCACCAUGUAGUCCACUCAGCAGCAUUCAUGUCCUUUUAUAUCAGCAGUUUGCAAGUAACCAAGUCGGAGUUGUUGUCUCGAUCUAUGACAAUGCAGUUGUGGCUGAUUCCCCUCACUCUAUUGCGGUUGUGCUUCCUAACCUUCUCAUGACAAAUGCACGACUCUUGGAGGCAGUUGGUCGACAAUCGGAUUGUGAGUUACCAGGAGUCCAAUGUCGCUCCUGGUAUGAGGGAUGUGAAAUCACACCAGAAGGACGCAGUGUCAAGCAUGGAGACAGUUUGCAAAUUCACAUCUAUCGAGCGCACUUGCAUGAUUGGGAUCAGGAUGAUGGCAUUGCUCUCAUGCAAACAAACGGACCACACCAUGCGGGAAGAACGCAAGGUACAUCAAUGAAUGCAGUCCUUGCGAACACAUCCCAAACCUGUUUGAAUGUGCAUGCGGCAGAGUUUAUACCAGGACGUCCAAUGAUUUCUAGCCUCCCAGAGCAGCUCCAAGACUUGCAUGCAUUAUGGCACCAACAUGCAUCCGUUUCGGAGAGAGGCGAAAGGAGAUCUAGUGUCCAAACCUGGUUUCUCAGCCCAGGCACCCAGCGCAUGAAGUGCGGAUACUCCAGGAAGGUCCAUUUGUAUGAAGACUAUAUGCAAUGGGAACAGCGAAUCAAAGAGGUUUGGCAUGAUGACCUUGAUCCUACCAGUCCAGUUUUUCUGUUUGUGGUACAACCCACACCAAUUGCUCUUGAGCAUGAUGCUGUUGCGCAUGUUUUGGUUACCCAGGCACCAACGGAAAAUGAGGUCUCCAGUUUGGUCACCAUCUUUGACAAUGCUGUGCAUAACGGACACCCGUUCCGUAUAGCCAUUGUCACGCAUGAGCAUAUUCGGCAAGCAGAAAUCCUUGAGCGCAUUGGGUACACAGAGGAGGUACGACGCUAUGCCACAAGUAUGAGAUGCGUGUUUUGGCAUAACUCCUACCAAUUCCACCACACACAGAGAGUCCCAGGACGUGAUGGUGACAAUCUGAUGGUCCGCUUCGAUCGGAAUUUGAUUGAACCGGAUUGGCACCCACCAUUUCUCCCAGUUAACCCUGGUAUGGAAGGCCUUCAAUUCCUUCAGAUGCAAACCACACAACUUGGAAAAACCAUCCGGCAUGAAGCCGAAGAGAGUGAGACUGUGAAGUUGAACAUUAGCCCUGUCCAAUCAGUGCUGGAUAGCUUUGAUACUCACUUCUCGCUUCCAGCAUUUGACAUUGAAAGCCGCCUCGAGGGACACGUCCAUUGGCUGCCAGAAUCCCUGCAGUGGAUUCGCACAUUUUGGUAUGCAUGCGAUGGACCAGUAGAUCGUAUUCGAAUCUAUUAUGAUGGAUCCUUCAAGCCAUCGGCCCAGACCAUUGGAUUUGCGGCAGCUGCAUUUGUUCACUACCAAGGUGAUUGGUGUUUUGCAGGAGCCAUCUCAGGAAUGGAUCACACAAACACGGGAUUGGGAUCCUACAAGGCGGAACUCUUUGCAUCAACCAUUGCCACCAAAUUCCUUUAUGACAUUAGUAAGGUUUUAUGUGAGCUUUUUGCAUGCCAGCCCCGAUGCGAAUUAGUUUUUGAUUCACUCACAGUCGGUCGCCAAUCAGAAGGCCGAUGGAAAGCUGCUAAAGCCAUUGAGGGUUGCCAUUUGAUUCGUAGCAUUCUGCGACUGUGUGAAUCCAGAUUCGGAAUCAUUGCUGAGCAUACAUUUUGCCCCAGCCAUGCAGGCGAACCAGGGAAUGAGCUGGUAGACCAAUUAGCUUUCAGUGCCGCAUCCGGUUUUCCCCUGCAAGACUGGACCCAUUUCCUUGAUCAAAUGCAGCGUCGUGAAGUGAUCACGGCCAUGGAGUGGACAUGGAUGCUAUUUGAACCUCUGCCUGCAGUUCAUGCUACGGAAGGACAAUUGCACUUCCCUGCCAAACCUUCGACCACGCCUGCCAAUGAUGUCAUUCCCACUUUUGAAGCACCCCAGGGUUUGCCUCAGCAAUGGAAAAUCAAAAUGACAGUAGCAACAUGCAAUAUCUUGACGCUUCAAAGUGGACGCAAGACUGAUCAGAUCUUUCAGACAGGGGGAAUGAAUGAAAAAAGCCAACCGUUUGUGGACUUUCUAGCAGUACAAGACUUGUUUCUGCCGAGUACAUUUGAAGAUCUGCACCAUGGCUCUGGAGGAACGUGGCUUCACUUUGAUGGGACAUGGAAACGUAAUGACUUCAUUGGCCUGAGUUGCAGCCUGCCUUAUCAGGAAUGCACUACGUGGAUCCCGGAGGAAAUUGAUUUUUCUCUUGCCAAAGAGGAUCACCGGCCGCUGUUUGCACGGAUCGCUUGGGAAGUGACAUGCAUGAAUGGAUCUCACCCGAAGCGAGGCCCCAAGUACCGGCAUGAGCAUUUUGACCAGAAGACGCUUGCUGACCAAGCCAAGAAAAGUAAGCAGUCAUUUGAUGUUGAUGUUCACACACAUGCCUGGCAAGUCCAGCAGGCGUUAGUCGCAUGCUGCAGACGCAAAGUAUCCAUGCCCAAGAAGCCACGCAAAGCCACUAUUACUGCAAUGACUUGGACUCUGAUUCAGCACAAACAGCAAUGGCGCCGAGUAUUGGCCGACCAUCAGAAAAUUCAGAAACAAACCCAAUUGACCAAGUUCUUUGCUGCCUGGCGUUGUUCACGCUAUGGGAAGUUGCCAGAGAUUCAGAUCCAGGAGUUUGACCGCAUGUUGCAGGCACAAGAUCGUGACAUUGCCUCGGCUUUGUCUGCAUUUCGAGAUCUAGGGCGUCAAGUCACUGCUGCAUUGCGCUCAGAUGAUGCUGCCUUUUUUGCUUGCCUCUCUCGGGAAGUUUCGGACUUCCUUGGUCCUCACCAAACCCGAGAAUUUUGGCAGAUCUUGCGUCGGAGUUUGCCUCGAUUUCGUUCCCGUAGGUUUGGACAUGACCCUCACAAAGUGGAAGUCUUGCAAGACCAAUGGGCGCCGUAUUUCAUGCAACUUGAAAGCGGUGUACAGAAAGCAGCGCCACGCAUCGUAGAAGACUGCCAUAGCCGGCAGAUGGGUCUCCCUCCGGCACAACUCUGUUUUGAUCACUCCGACUUGCCUUCCAUCAUUGAACUUGAAGAUGCCUUGCGAGAGACACAGGCUGAUAAAGCCACAGGUCUGGACCCCAUACCGUCAGGGCUUUUUCGUGCAUAUGCCACUGAACUUGCAACCAUUUAUUUUCCGCUUCUGUUCAAAAUUUGCAUUUGGCAGCAUGAACCUGUGGCUUCAAAGGGAGGUCAAAUCGCAGUGAUUUACAAACGAGGGUCAGGCCUACAGGCUUCUGAUUAUCGUGGGAUCAUGCUGUUGCCUUCUUUCGCCAAGAGACUACAUGCUUUGUUGCGUGUGAGAGUGAUGAAAUUGUUGGGCCACCAACGCCCUCAAGGUCAACUCGGGGGUUUUCCUGCGAUGCAAGUACCAUAUGGAUCCCAGCUCCUGCAAACUUUCGGAAGAUUGAUGGAUGCCAUUGAUGUUUCUUCCGCUGUGGUUUUCAUUGAUCUGAGCAAUGCUUUCCACAGACUCAUCCGGGAGCUGGUUUCUGGAAUUUCCAUCCCGGAAGAUGUUGAGGACUUGCUUGAAAGGCUGAUGGAGGAAGGGCUGCCGGUUACUGAGCUCAUUGAAGUUUUGCAACUCCCUUGUCUUUUGGAGAAGCUACAGGCCCCGCAGUUUCUGGUGAAGUUGAUCCAAGACCUCCACACAGAUACUUGGAUGUAUGUCCCAGGCGCCCAAGUUGCUGCCACCAUUUUGUGUAACAGGAACAUCCCUGAGCACACUCGGGUGAGGAUGUUCCGGGCACUGAUCGAGAGCCGCCUUUUCUUCGGCCUAGGGGCUUGGAAAACACCAACAGCACGCCAAAUGGCAAAGAUCCAAGCAGCUCUCUUAGCCAUGCUACGUAAACUUUUCCGCCUGAAGCCGGAGGAAAUCCAAUGUACAACAGCAGCGGACCUUUUCCACCGUGCGCAACUGUGCUCCCCUAGAGCAAGGCUUGCGGUAGAUCGACUUCUCUAUGCGCAAAAGAUGUGGCAGCAUGGUCCUGAGAUGCUGCAACAUUGUCUCCACAGGGAAGAAGCCCUCACUCCAGACUCAUGGAUGCUGGGCCUGAAGUAUGAUCUACAUUGGCUAUAUGAGCUAGAUCCGCUCGGUGUGCCACCUUUAGCGCCUAUGUGCCAUGCCAAAGACCCUGCGCACUUUGACCUCACGGAUGUCAUUGAUUUUUGGCAAGCUGGAGGAACAGAGUGGAUUAAGGGUGUGAAAAGAGCCUGGAAAAGAUUUGUCCGCCAAGAGACCAUGAUGAAUGACCUCAUUGACUUGCACAGACAAUUCUUCCAGGUCCUCACAAAGGAAGGCAAGGCCACUUUUGAUCCUUCACCCUUUGGGCAAGCGGAUCAACGAGCCUGCACAUUCCUUUGCCAUUGUGGUAGGCAGUUCACCACCGCGCAAGGGCUGGCACUUCACAAACGCCACAAACAUCAAGAAUUCUCUGUCGAGCACGACUUGAUUGAAGGGACCACGUGUCCAGAGUGCCUUCGGCACUUUUGGUCCAAACAAAGACUAUACCAACAUCUUUCAUAUAUCCCCAGGCGCACCCAGAUCAAUGAGUGCUAUCAAGCACUACGACAACGAGGCUUCAAGGCAGACACAGUGAUUGGGCCAUUUCACCAACUGCCUAAGGAAGUGCGAGGGCUGAGCCGCGUUGAGGCUCAACAAGCAUUUGGCCCCAGGCAACCACUGGCAGUCCAUCAUCAGCAGAUCAUGAAGCCGCUGCAAGUCAGAAUCGACCACUUGCGUGAACAGCUGGCUAUUACACACAAACCGGAGGACCCAGUGGCAACCAGAGGACAAGUAUGUGAAUUUCUGACCACUACCACCAAUGAGUGGUUUCAACAAUUCUGUCAAGAAGGCUAUGAUGAGGAGCUGGCUGAUAAUCUGCCUGACCUUUGGCUAGCUGUCCUUUUCCAAUUUGAGGAAGGCAUUGACGAAUGGAUUGAGGCAGAGAUUCUAGCAUGGGGUCAGAACCAUCUCCCAGAUGUCAUUGCGACCUUCGAAGACGGGGUAGCUGAGAAGCUGGUCGAUGAGCAGUAUGCACAGAUGAUUGAUGAUUUUCCCCGACAACAGUUGCUGAAGCAGAUUGCCCAGUGUGAAGCACGUGUGCGAGAGGCAGAAGUUGAGAGUGGGAAGCAGUUCCCGCACAGGGCCAUGCGCAGUGCCAAUGCCAAUGUUACCGAAAGAGCGGUGCAUGAUGCAAAAGUGGGCAGUCUCUUUACAACUCAGACUGUCCUUUUCGCGCAGAUCAGCAAGGCCAAAUGGUUAGACCUUCCUGCAUCUACCAAGCUGCCCCUCUGUGCAACCGUGCAAGAGCAACCUCUGUUUCUUAUUGCGCACCUCUUCAGCGGACGUCGUCGGGUUGGUGAUUUAUUGCGGCUGUAUCAGGAAGGGCGCAUUGCGGCUACCAUAACUGGGGCGCCAUGUGAGACAUGGUCAGCGGCCAGACACAAUGUCCUGGUAGACGCAGAGGGGAAUCCUGUACCGCAUCAACCGCGGCCACUGCGCGAUCGAGAGAAUAUCUUUGGCAGAAAGGGUCUCACUGCCAGGGAACUCAGGCAGCUGCAGCAGGGAUCUCUCUUCUUUAUGCAGAUGACAAUUACAAUAGCGUGGGCACUUUGCACAGGCGGACUGUACCUGAGUGAGCACCCAGCUCCUCCAUCUCAUCCGGAGGCAGCCAGCAUUUGGUUGACACCAUGGAUACGUCUGCUACGAAUGCAUCCGGAAGUGGCCUUGCAUGUAGUUGCACAAUGGAAGUGGGGAUGUACAGUUAGCAAGCCAACGGGCUUGCUGGCGGUCAGGCUACCGUUUUUUGGUAGAUCCAUGCACAGCCGACAGCUUGAGCAUGCCGUUGCCCCCAAAGAGGUGGCCAUUGGU
Cladocopium goreaui is the source of this 9087-nucleotide messenger RNA. The record is from the annotation of a GenBank genome assembly. NCBI's taxonomy places the organism in Eukaryota, Dinophyceae, Suessiales, Symbiodiniaceae.